Messenger RNA from Epinephelus fuscoguttatus (brown-marbled grouper), 847 nucleotides. RefSeq lists its product as uncharacterized. The record is from RefSeq and is a predicted model, not a curated record. NCBI's taxonomy places the organism in Eukaryota, Metazoa, Chordata, Actinopteri, Perciformes, Serranidae. The coding region runs from base 144 to 833 and encodes 229 amino acids. The transcript has 8 exons. Gene Ontology annotation, cellular component: membrane.
AAAGAUUUUGUUAAUGGCGCUUUUAUUUUGAAGAAAUCAAACGAGCCACAGGAAGUAUCAGUGUUACCUCAGCCUGAACUCACCUUCAGUGAACCAGACUGUUGCUGUUACAGGGGUCUGCAGACACAGAACAGGUGUGAGAGAUGUCCGUCACUGUUGUUAAAGACAAGAGGGUGACUGUGGUCACUGUGGCGGCUGACGAGAAGACCAUUUUACCGCCGCUGUGUCAGAUCCUCAAGACUCUCUGCUACAGUCCGAUAUGCUGCUCAGUGCACAAGGGGCUGAUGCAGACCAGUGUGGCAGCAGCUCUCGGGACCAUACAGAUCAUGGUGGGGCUGUUCAACAUCGGACUCGGGCCAGGACAAACAAUCUUGCAUUUUGAGGAUUUGACCAACUUGGCUGCUGCGUACUGGCUGGGUGGUGUGUUCAUCAUAGUUGGAAUCAUGACCAUUGUUGCUGGGCAGUUCUCCUCUCUUUUCUUGGUGGGCUUUGCUGUGUUGCUGAACAUUGUCGGAUCUGUCUUCGCCAUCAUUGCCAUUGUGCUGUAUGCCAGAGACAUAGCAGAUACCUCUGUCUACAGCAUGUGUGACGGGCACUGGCACAGUGCUCGUAGUUAUGAUGACAACUGCAGAGAUGUGGCGCUCAUUGCCCAGUAUCUGUUGGGAGCCAGGGACAUCACUAUGAUCGUCAUGGCUGUCCUCCUGCUGUGUGUGAGCAUCACCUUCGCUACUCUGGGCAUCAAGGCUUUGGGCAACAGGAAGGAGGAAGAGGGUGAUGUAGAGGAUCAGCAGCCACAGAUGAAAGAAGUCCUCCUGCCCAGUCCUGGUGCUUAACACAUGGAAGCUUG